Messenger RNA from Drosophila eugracilis, 2456 nucleotides. RefSeq names its product glucose 1,6-bisphosphate synthase (gene Pgm2a). The record is from RefSeq and is a predicted model, not a curated record. NCBI's taxonomy places the organism in Eukaryota, Metazoa, Arthropoda, Insecta, Diptera, Drosophilidae. Gene Ontology annotation, biological process: purine ribonucleoside salvage; carbohydrate metabolic process. Gene Ontology annotation, molecular function: phosphopentomutase activity; magnesium ion binding. The coding region runs from base 337 to 2208 and encodes 623 amino acids. The transcript has 3 exons.
ACAGUCACGCCGCCAUCUCUACCUCACGGCAUUCAAAAAGUCGCCGUGCCGCAUUGUCAAAAUUAGCGUAUAAAAGGGGGCGUGGUAGAUUGAUUGUGUGUAUGUGGCCCCACCAGCGAACUUUAUCAAUCUAAAGCAGCACAACCUAACCAGUCGAUCGUUAAUUGUCGCUCACAACGGCAGCUCAGUGUGCUUUGUUGCCGGGCUGUGACAUCACUGUCAGGAAGCGAGUGCUCCCUUUUCUCCGCUCCCGUUCGGCUUCCUUCUAAAUUCUACUUGAAAAUAAACAGAUUUUCCGCACAGCGAUCUUUUGGUCAAAAACACUGAGCCACCACCAUGUGUCAACCCACGGGGCAGAUGGUCUGCGAGAUCAAGAACAUGGCGCUAUCGGGCGAUCCGGAGCUGGACGGCCAGAUCCGUAAGUGGAUUCGUUGGGACAAAUGCGCCAGUACCGCUUGCCAAAUCAUGGACGCCGUUCGGGCGCAGGAUUGGGAUACGCUACGCAAAAGGUUGUGCAACCGCAUCAGUUUCGGCACGGCUGGAUUGCGGGCCUGCAUGCGAGCUGGCUUUGACUCUAUGAACGAGCUAGUAGUCAUCCAGACGGCACAGGGCUUAUGCGAGUACAUAAAAGAGCAGUUCCCGGAUCCGGAGGACUGGUCCAAGCGUGGCAUCGUUUUCGGGUAUGACGGUCGAUACAACAGCCACCGCUUUGCCGAGCUUUCUGCUAUUGUCUUCUUGAACAACGAUUUUAAGGUGUGGAAGUACACACGCUAUAUAGCCACACCCAUGGUUCCAUACGCAAUCUUGAGGUUGCAGUGCCUGGCCGGAGUCAUGGUGACUGCCUCACACAAUCCUAAGGAGGAUAAUGGUUACAAGGUGUACUGGAGCAACGGGGCCCAAAUCAUCCCGCCCCACGAUGAGGGAAUCCAGGAGGCAAUCCUGAAUAACCUAGAGCCCAAAGAAUCUUCCUGGGACGAUUCAGCUAUGUGUUCAAACCCCUUGCUAGAGGAUCCGUACGAUAUAGUUGUGCCGCCAUAUUUCGAUUUCCUUAAGAAAGAUUUGCCUUGCACACUGCUGGAGGUAAACGGAAGGUGCCCGAUCUCCUUCACCUACACCGCCAUGCAUGGCGUGGGUUAUGAGUUUGUAAAGCAGGCUUUCGCCCGAGUGAAUCUAAAGCCAUUUAUUUCGGUGUGCGAGCAGCAAGAGCCGGAUCCGGAGUUUCCCACCACCCCCAUGCCAAAUCCGGAGGAGGGAAAAACUUCGCUGGAUUUAUCCAUCAAAACGGCGAAGGCCAACGGCAGCCAAAUUAUUCUCGCCAACGACCCGGAUGCAGAUCGUCUAGCAGUAGCCGAAGUGCGUGACGAUGGUAGUUACAAGUUGUUUAGCGGCAACGAGGUAGGCGCCCUCCUAGGCUGGUGGGCUCUGGAGUUGCACAAGAUGCGCGAACCCGACUGCGACGUAAGCAAUUGUGUAAUGAUAGCCAGUACGGUGAGUUCGAAGAUUCUAAGAGCUAUGGCCGACCGGGAUGGUUUCCAAUUCUUUGAAACGCUGACAGGAUUUAAGUGGAUGGGUAACAAGGCCAUUGAGCAGCAGCAGGCGGGCAAGACGGUGUUGUUUGCCUUUGAAGAAGCUAUUGGAUUCAUGGUAGGCACUGCUGUGCUGGACAAGGAUGGUGUCAGUGCCGCUGCCCACGUGGCCACCAUGGCCACCUACCUACGCUGCAAAAAGUGCAUGACGCUGCAGGAGAAGCUUCGCGACAUCUACGAGACGUAUGGGUUCCAUACGACCAUAUCUUCUUAUGUCAUCUGCCGCUGCCCGCCGGUAAUUGUGCAGAUCUUCGAGCGUCUGCGCACGUGGGAUGAGGGUAAGGCGGACACCUAUCCGACCAGCAUCAUGAACGGCGAGUUCGAAAUUGAAAACGUUCGAGAUCUUACGACUGGCUAUGACAGCAGCACCGGCGACAAGAAAGCCACACUACCGACCAGUUCCUCAUCCCAAAUGAUAACAUUCACCUUUAAGAACGGCCUAGUGGUAACACUACGAACAAGCGGCACGGAGCCUAAGAUGAAGUACUACGCCGAGAUGUGUGGCAAGCCGGACGAGAAGAAUUGGGCCAAACUGACUAACACAAUGAAGAUUAUGGUGGACGCCCUUGUCGAGGAAUUCUACGAGCCAACUAAGAACGGGCUGCAGCGCAAGAAAGACUAAUCUGAGAGGCCUCUUUUGAGAAAACAAUGGGAAAUGGACGAAAUAUCUGUCAUAUUUACCUGGCUAAAAUUAUUAAGAUCUAUAAUAACAGCACUGACGCACAAGCCAAAAAGCAACAGUUGUGCAAGCUGUUGACUAUUAGUCUUAAAAGUAUAUCUGAUAUGUUAGUACUCGAUUUACAUUAGGCGAAUAUUUAUGAAACCGUGUAAAUAAAAGCGAACGCUAUUAUCCACCAGGCACCACCAGAA